This is a messenger RNA of Bicyclus anynana (squinting bush brown), 2441 nucleotides long. RefSeq lists its product as uncharacterized. The transcript has 4 exons. The record is from RefSeq and is a predicted model, not a curated record. The coding region runs from base 529 to 1131 and encodes 200 amino acids. Lineage: Eukaryota; Metazoa; Arthropoda; Insecta; Lepidoptera; Nymphalidae.
UAGUUCCAGUUGUUAGCGGGAGAUUUGAAUUAGAUUUUGAAAUAUUAUAUCUCACCUGAUGGUAAGUGAUGAUGCAAUCUAAGAUGGAAGAGGGCUCAUUGGUUAGGCGUAGGAUGAAUAAGGGUUCCGUUUAUGUACUACGUACGUUCGGAACCCUAAAAAUCACACCCAUAUCGGUUUCUACAAAUCGCUGCUAAAUCGCUUAAUUCCGUCAUUGCCGGUAGGGUGUCAACUAGCCACGGACGAAGCCUCCCACCAGCCAGCCCAGCAAUUAAGAAAACCUCUAUCGGCUCAGCCGGGGAUCGAAUCCAGGACCUCCGUCUUGUAAAUCCACUGCACAUACCACUUGCCACGGAGGCUUGAUAAUGAUGACUAAUAUCUACCUAUCGUUUGGUAGUGUCGUCACCUUUAGUGCCUACAGACAUUAAAAUCAACAAUUCAUUAGAAUCGCAUAAUGAACACACAUUAAAAAUGGAUUACGCGUUGGUACAAUAACUUAAUAGUGAUAUUAAAAUAUCAUGUAAAUUAAUGUUUUCAAAAGAGUUACAUUAUUUUUUUUCUAUCAAUUCAACCUGGGCCACUGGAUGUCAUUUAGAUAAAAAUAUGUCGAAAUUAUUUCGUGGUUUUAUCAUAUAUUCUGCUUUUGCAAUUUUUGUUACAUAUUGUGGAGUGCACUUCAUUCCCGAGAGAGUUAAAGUCGUCUACAUAAAUGACAAAUAUUACCACAACUACACGUAUUCUGUUAAAAGAUACGGUCGGAACAGUAGCUACUACAUCAAUAUGGAGGCUACGCUAAAGGAAGAAUGGAAUAACAACGUUACCGUAAACUUAAUAUUCAACGAGUUUCUGCACAAUACGUACAGGCGUUCGUUCAUAGAGCUCCAUCACAAGUUUUGCGAUUUGCUGAAGGACGAAAAGUUUUACGCGCCGACGAUCUUGGAAUAUGGAAUAAAGUGUCCUCUGGUACCCGGCACGUAUCGUCUAAUGAAUCUAACGAUACCGCUGGCCGAGUUUCCGAGCGUGUUCCCAUUCGAGCGCGCGCGCGUCGACAUCGAGUCCACAGUGAGCGACACCGGCGAGCUCAUGUCCAAGGUGUACCUCUACUGCUCCUUCAAAAACAUCAGGGCUUAGUGGAUUUCAGAUAGCAUGGUGCGCGUGACAGUUAGUUUCGCAUUAAAAGUUGGCAUUGUGGACGUCAUAGCAACUGACACCGUACCCAUGCUAUCUGAAAAACACUUUAAUAGCGGAGUGCAAUUAAGUUUAUAACUCAGAACCCAGUAACUAAAACCUAUUAAAAUUUCCCGCAAAUUUUCGUUUUGAUUUCUCAGAAUUCACUAGUGCGAAUCGGUAAAAAUGUUUUAUGAAAUCUACUGUUAAAUGCUGCCAUUUCAUUCAAAUCGGCUAAGCCGUCCCAAUGUUAUAGAGGGUUACAUUUACACACAUGUUUUAAGUAUACAAAUGAAUUAAAAAGGAAUCAUUACAAUCCAUUUAUUAUAUGGGUUCUGUUAUUUUUCAUGUAUAGUUUCAAAUUGCACUUGACUAAAUCACAUACAUUAUGAUAAGACUCGAAAUAAAAAAAAAAAAACAAAAUGAAUCAAAAUAUAAGUUUAUUCAAUACAAACUGCUCACAAUUCACUCUGUCAUAAAUGGUACAAAAUAUCACAAAUCCAUCGGUAACCUUAAACUGGAAGCUAUAGUAUAACUAUUCACAAUUAUUCAUAAAGGCCCAUUCACACUACGAUAUCACAGCGCAAAUGACGAUCCGGCGCGUGCGUUUGCGUUGUCGGGUCGUAAUUGUAUUUCAUAAUGAACACAUUGUAUAGCUGAGCGAAACGGUAUCACAAAAAAGACGUUAUUUUAAUAUUAUGGAAUCGGAAAGCCUAAAAAUACGCAUAUAAUAACCCCAACCAACACAUCAAAAAACCCUGUUAUAGGUUUUUUAAAUAACGUUUUUUAAAUAAAGAUAGGUGUAGGUAUAUCUAUGCAAAAUCCGAGAUUCACGAGACAUUCAGGGUGAGGCCAAACAAGCGUAAUUUCGGUCGCAGAAAUUCGCGUGUAAGUCGGAACACAACUCAUUUUGCGACGCCCUGGGCCAGGAAUUUUGUAUGAAACCGAAUGCAGCAGAAAUUAGGCGACCGAAAUUACGCGCCUUACAACUGCACCUCACAAAAUUACACUCGUUUCUCUUAAUGAGAGAAAGAUCAACGCGCCCGCUUGCACUCGGGAGAUAUUAAAACGCCGCCGUUUCUGUAAUAUACAAUACCACAGAACGCUUAAGAGUGUAAGUGUAAAAAAUUAACGAACGCAAACAGCUAUGUUUUCUUCACAUAAAUCAGGUUUACGUCCUUAUUAAUAUUAACUGACAGACUUGACUCAUCAUAACUCAAAAGUAAACUUUUUUAACUUAAUUUAGUAUGAUACGCUGGACGUGCUUCUUUUUU